Molecule: messenger RNA, 3619 nt
Organism: Oryzias latipes (Japanese medaka)
Lineage: Eukaryota; Metazoa; Chordata; Actinopteri; Beloniformes; Adrianichthyidae
Gene: ttc13
Product: tetratricopeptide repeat domain 13
Molecular function (GO): protein binding
Source: RefSeq, a predicted model, not a curated record
GCUUUCCAACGUCACGCACGAGGCACAACAUGGCCCCUGUCAGCCGGACUAUUUGUGCGGCAGCACUCUCCCUGCUCUGUCUGUGCCGGGCAGUGAUUUCCACCGAGCACUUCUCCACUCUGACUCUGUUUAACAAUGAGCUCCGCAAGCAGGGGUGCAGCUCUCUGUCCGAGUUGGAGGACUACGCCGCAGACUGCGAGUCUUCGGUUUUACAGCUGGAGGACCCGGAGUGUGAGGAGGGAAGCAGCCCGCCCUGCAAGUCCGUCUUCUCUCUUAACGCAGAGAAAAUCCUGAAUCAAGCAAAGCUGUUUAUAGAGCAGAAGAAAAUCCCCUUCCCCGUAGAAAACCAAAACACAAACGAAGAGCUCUCCAUAUGCUACGUUCUGAUCGGUAACGGCCUCUACGACGAGGCCAUCAAGCAUUUCUCCCUCCUACUGCAGAACGAUCCUGAGCUGGUCAGUGCCAUUUAUGGAAGAGGAAUCGCUUAUGGGAAGAAAAGUCUGCAGGACAUAAAAAAUGCUGACUUGGCUUUAUACGAGCUCAAUCGAGUCAUUGCCCUGGAGCCAAACUGGCCAGAGGUCUAUGAACAGAGAGCAGAGAUCCUGUCUCCUUUGGGCCGCAUCAGCGAGGCUCUGAGCGACCUGACCAAAGCCAUCCAGCUGCAGCCUUCAGCUCGGCUCUACAGGCACAGAGGAACGCUGCUCUUCAUCUCUGAGGACUAUGUGGCAGCCAUGGAAGACUUCCAGAGAUCCUUAGAGCUGAAGAAGAACCAGCCCAUUGCCAUGCUGUACAAAGGUCUCACAUAUUUCCACAGAGGCAUGCUGAAGGAGGCCAUUGAGACAUUUAAGGAGGCGCUGAAGUUAAAAUCUGACUUCAUAGAUGCCUAUAAGAGCCUGGGACAGGCCUACAGAGAGCUGGGGGAUUUUGAAUCAGCGAUGGAGAGCUUCCAGAAAGCUCUCAUGAUGAACCAGAACCACAUUCAGUCGCUCCAGCUGCGGGGAAUGAUGCUGUACCACCACGGCUCGCUGCAGGAGGCGCUCGGAAACUUUAAAAGGUGUCUGCAGCUGGAGCCGUACAACGAGGUGUGUCAGUACAUGAAGGGCUUAAGCCACGUAGCCAUGGGGCAGUUCUACGAGGGCAUCAAAGCUCAGACUAAAGUCAUGCUCAACGACCCCCUCCUGGGGCAGAAGGCCAGCUCUGAAUACCUCAAAGUGAAAUACCUCAGAGAGUACUCUCGUUACAUGCACUCCCACCUGGACAUCCCGGUAGCCGAGUACAACGUGGACCAGGAUCUGCCUGGCAACUUCAAGAAUCACUGGGCCAAAAACCUGCCUUUUCUAAUAGAAGACUAUGAAGAACAACCCGGUCUGCAGCCUCAUAUAAAAGAUGUUCUUCCACAGAACUUUGAAAGCUACAGCAUAGAGGUCCAGAAGAUGAUUUGCAGCGCCGACCAUCUGGGGGCGCUGAUGCAGUACGACACUCCGGGCUUUUUACCUAACAAGAGAAUACACAGAGCUAUGGGUUUAGCAACACUGGAGGUGAUGCAGGCUAUGCAUCGGACGUGGAGCAACUCCAAAGUACGUGUCAACGGAAAGACCAGGCAGAUGCAGUGGAGAGACAUGUUUGACAUAGCAGUCAAAUGGAGACGGAUUGCAGACCCAGACCAGCCCGUGCUGUGGCUGGACCAGAUGCCUGCUAGAAGUCUUAGCAGAGGCUUCAACAAUCAUAUCAACCUCAUCAGGGGGCAGAUAAUCAACAUCAGAUACUUGGCAUAUUUCGACAACAUCCUUGACUUCAUCAAAGACAGAAUACUGGUUUAUCACGGAGCAUUCAAUCCUAGAGGGCUUUUGGAAGUUCGACAAGCCCUUGAAAGCGUGAAUAGAAUAGAACAUCUGCUUCCUAUAAUGAAGCAGUUCAACAGUAAAACAAGAGACGGAUUCACCGUCAACUCCAAGGUGCCGAGCAUGAAGGAUCCUGGUAAAGAGUAUGAUGGUUUCACCAUCACCAUCACUGGAGACAGGGUGGGAAACAUGUUGUUCUCUGUAGAGACGCAGACGACAGAGGAGAGGACGCAACAAUAUCAGUCAGAGAUCGAGUCCAUCUACAAAGACCUGACUGUCAAAGGAAAGGCGCUGAUGCUCUCCACAGAACUGGGGGAUGCAGAUGCUGUGAGCAACCUCAUCCUUUCUCUGGUGUAUUAUUUCUGCAACCUCAUGCCUCUCUCCAGAGGAUCCAGUGUUGUGGCAUAUUCAGUGGUGAUGGGGGCGCUAAUGGCCAGCGGGAAGGAGGUCAUCGGCAGAAUCCCUAAAGGAAAGUUGGUGGAUUUUGAAGCCAUGACUGCACCGAGUCCAGAGAACUUCAGCAAAACCACAAAGGGCUGGAUGCACUUGAAGAGUUUGCCAAGCUGGUACCAGAGUCUUCCAUCCGUGUCGGACACUUUCCCCACCAUCAGAACCAUGAUCGAGGUCCUCAAUACAGACUCGUCCUCAUAUUGUCCAAAAAAGUCUUAACUGCUGCAGAAAGCCCGGCAGAGCCAGACAACAGUUCUGUCCGUCUCCGCUUUCCGGGCCUGGGCUGAACAAGCACAAACACAUCUGCCUGCACCGCAUCGGACAUCUUUAAGUGAAUAUUUUGGGUUGACAGUCAGCUCUUUUGGAAAAUCUCUAAUUGGCACUUUAAACAUUGAUAUUUUUAUAAACAGAAGCAAACCUUCAGGACUUGUGGACUCCAGAUACUUGAAGCUGUUUCUCUUGAUCACUCACAGCUAACAUCCCUGAUUUUAUCAAGCCUUAAACUCUGAUUUGGCGUCACUAGUCUGAGAUUUCAGAAGAGUUUUUUAACCAUCUGGUUCCAAACCUUUGUAUUUUUGAGCUGGUUACAGCUUUUUCCUCUUGACUUUUUCUGUCGUACUUAAAAGAAUAUUGACAAUUGAAAAAGUAGAAACUCCAGGUUUAUAGUUUAACCAAAUUACUUUACGUUGUUAUACUAUAUCAAAGAUGGUGCAAUAAAACACUUCUCAGGCCUUUUAAGUGUUUUUGGCAAAUGUAAAAUUAAAAUAAGGGUUCAUGUUAUGGUUGUCCUCUAAAAUCGUUGGCUGGAAAACCUGUAAAGACAGAAGAAGCACAAAACAUUAUUUCAUUUAUUUUCUGUAUUUCAGUCAAAUCUUUUAAGCCUAAGAGCUUUAUUUUUUCAUCCAGCUAAACACCUUUAUUUUGAAAUGUCCACAGAAAUAUCACUUUAGUUAAAUUGCUUAAAAGUAAGAACAUGAACAGCUUUGUAAAAUUAUUGAAGUUUAUGCCAAUUUCUAUUAUUUUUUUUGGUUUGGCUUUAUCAGAGCAAAAAGGCUGCCAGAAAUGUCUUCUUCACUUAAAGAAGAAAACCGUCCAAAAUCAUCCUGAUAUUUCAACUGCAUCAUUCAGAUUAUUUCUUUCCCUUGGUAAGUUCCAAACAUAAAGGAGAAGUUAUGAAUCACAAACUGACAUAAAAGUCAGAAAGCUCCGCCCCCAACCGCUAACUGAUUGUACUUUCAUCUGCUCAAGUGCUUCAGAGUGAAGACUGUACAACAACCUACAAACUUGAAGUUUUUCUAUAAACAGUCAAUAAAUCUGGUGACAGUUUC